This is a messenger RNA of Achroia grisella, 1588 nucleotides long. Its product is annotated as tRNA (cytosine(72)-C(5))-methyltransferase NSUN6. Gene Ontology annotation, molecular function: S-adenosylmethionine-dependent methyltransferase activity; RNA binding. The coding region runs from base 131 to 1408 and encodes 425 amino acids. The transcript is spliced from 7 exons. The record is from RefSeq and is a predicted model, not a curated record. NCBI's taxonomy places the organism in Eukaryota, Metazoa, Arthropoda, Insecta, Lepidoptera, Pyralidae. Gene Ontology annotation, biological process: RNA methylation.
GUCAGUUUGUCAAUUCCUGAUUUGUUUACUUUUUGCGCUGUUUAGAUUCCGAGUCGAUAGUGUUUAUUUUAUUAUUAUUUAUUUUGAGUGUUUACUGUAGAAACUGCUUACUAAAUAUUUUCAGACAUUUAUGUCUAAAAAUAAAUUUUAUCCAAUGAUGCAAGACAUCUAUGAGUGGUUAUCAAAACCUCCUAAUUAUACAACUUUUAGAAUUAAUAGAUUGAAAAACUUCGACUGUCAGGAACUGAAAAAUAUUCUUCUAACUCAAAGUACAAAAUUGAAUACGCAUGAAAUCCCUAAUGUCUAUCUCCUGAGGCCUGACUGUUUAAUACUUGAGCAAUGGUCUAAUGAUAUAAAUUUUGAAAAAACAGAAAAAGAAGUAAUUGUUGAUGUUUCUUGUGCAGCUGCAGUCUUGAGAGGUGCACAUGUUUUUGCUCCUGGAGUUAUGGGUCUUCCUGCAAAUCUCCAUAUUGAUGAAAGAGUAGAUAUUUAUGGAGACAUGGAUGGUCAAUGCAAACGAGGUUUAAAAAUUACAUAUGAUCAUAAAAAGAUGUAUGUCGGAACAGGAUAUCUAAAAAUGUUACGAAGUGAUUUAUAUGACAAGGGUGUUCACCCCAGUGGCAUAGCUGUUGAGACAUUGCUUCCAGUAUCAAGACUUCCUGUUAUCAAUGAAUCUUUUUUUAAUAAAGGCGAGAUCUUAUUACAAAAUUUGCCAUCAAUUGUCUGUGGUUGGGUCGUUAAUGCGCAGCCUAAUGAAUGUAUCCUGGAUAUGUGUGCAGCUCCUGGUAACAAAACCACACAUCUAGCAGAAAUGUCUAAUAAUCAAGCUUUUAUUAUUGCUAUAGAUAAAACUACACAGAAAGUUGAUAGAAUCAGAGAAAAGUGCGAAAGUCAUGGUAUAACAUGUGUACAUGCUUAUGCCUUUGAUUCAACUAAAUGUUACAACAUAGAAAGUAAGGGCAUGCAAAAUGGUCCACCAUAUCCAUCUAAUUGUUUCGAUAAAAUACUUUUGGAUGCACCUUGCAGUGGACUAGGACAAAGGCCUCAAUUAGUUAAUAACAUUACUCCAAAAAUGCUUCAAUCAUACAAAUUUGUACAAAGGAAAUUGAUAACAGCUGCCGUAGAACUUUUAAAAGUGGGUGGAACUCUGAUAUAUAGCACUUGUACUGUAACAGAAGACGAAAAUGAACGCAUGGUAGCAUGGACACUUGAAAACUUUCAAUGUUUGAAUUUGGUCCCUACUGAACCACUUCUCGGUGGACCUGGUUUACCGAACUGCGGACUCAACGACGACCAGAGAUCGAUGAUACAACGAUUCAGUCCAAGAGAUGAUUCGCUAAGACCUGUGGAACAAAUUUAUAAAGAUACCAUUGGCUUUUUCGUAGCUAAAUUUAUAAAAGUGAAAUAAAUAAUAACUAAUCGUUCUUUGUUAAUUCACUAUACGUCACUGCCCCUAGAACCUGUACCUACAUGGAAUUAAAUGUGCCGUCCAUAAGUUAAAUAUAAAUAUGCCACAAAGACGGAUCUUAGAUAGCUCAGUGAGGGGCAUUGUCAACUGUCGACGUCGUAGUCAGGACUUAACGUACUC